Molecule: messenger RNA, 2291 nt
Organism: Rubroshorea leprosula
Lineage: Eukaryota; Viridiplantae; Streptophyta; Magnoliopsida; Malvales; Dipterocarpaceae
Source: the annotation of a GenBank genome assembly
AACCGCGUAUUGUCACCACAGCAUCACUCAAAGCUCGAAGCUUCCAGGUGAUUCCCUCCAUCCAUUAUAGAAUUACCAAAAUCAUAGCAACCCCAGAAAGCUUCCAACUUUUUUCUGUUUACUACUUUUAAUCGUCAAUUGAUUCCGGAAUAUUGAAGCAAUAUAUAAACCCAGAUCCCCCAUCCCAGCUUCUCACCCUCAGCUCUAAUCUUUCAAUUCAGGUUCUGAAAUUUAUUGGUGUAGUUGAUUUGGUGUGCCAGAAAGGAAAAACAUAGUCUUGUUAAGAGUCAGGGAAUCUCUUAAGGUAUUUGGAUUCAUGGGAGGAAGUAUUUCUAAGGACGGUAGUUUGAGGGAGAACUCAUCAUUCCGUUCCGCUUCAUCUUCAUGGGAUCCUCAAUCGGAAUAUCCUCAGACAACACAUGAUCAAGAAAAUCAGGAUUCUAAUUAUAUGCCACAGCAGAAUGAUGCCCCACCGCAGUAUUACCAGCCUCCACCUCUGCAAGAGCAUUAUGAUGAUAGAAGGAGAUUCGAUAGGAGGUACUCAAAAAUUGCAGACAACUAUAAUUCCUUAGAAGAGGUUACUGCGGCUCUUGCAAAUGCAGGCCUUGAAUCUUCCAAUCUCAUUGUGGGUAUUGAUUUCACAAAGAGUAAUGAAUGGACAGGUAAAAAGUCAUUCCAUGGAAAAAGUUUGCAUCAUAUUAGUGAUGGCUUAAACCCCUAUGAACAAGCAAUAUCUAUCAUUGGGAAGACGUUAGCUGCAUUUGACGAGGAUAAUAUGGUUCCCUGUUACGGAUUUGGAGAUGCAUCAACAAAUGAUCAAGAUGUCUUCAGUUUCUACUCAGAUGAGAGAUUCUGUCAUGGAUUUGAGGAAGUUUUAAGCCGGUAUAGAGAAAUUGUGCCACAUCUACGGCUUGCAGGACCUACCUCUUUUGCUCCCAUUAUUGAAAUGGCAAUGACCAUUGUUGAGCAGAGUGGUGGCCAAUAUCAUGUGUUAGUAAUAAUUGCAGAUGGGCAGGUAACAAGAAGUGUUGAAACUGAGCAUGGCUAUCUGAGUCCACAAGAACAGAAGACUGUUGAUGCCAUUGUACAAGCUAGCAAGCUUCCAUUGUCAAUUGUAUUGGUCGGUGUUGGAGAUGGGCCUUGGGAUACGAUGAAGGAAUUUGAUGACAACAUCCCUGCUAGAGAAUUUGAUAAUUUCCAGUUUGUGAACUUUACGGAGAUUAUGUCUAAGAAUAAUUCCCAAAAUCGGAAAGAGACAGAAUUUGCAUUGGCUGCAUUAAUGGAGAUUCCUUCACAGUAUAAGGCCACAAUAGAGCAUAAUAUUCUAGGAUGUCGGAACGGAAAUAUUCCCGAGAGAGUUCCGCUUCCUCCUCCUGUGUAUGGUGCAUAUUCUUUUAACAGCUCAAAACCUUCCUGGUCUACCAGUUUUCAACCAUCUCGACCUACAAGUUUUCAACCAUCUCGACCUACAAGUUUUCAACCAUCUCGCCCUCCAAGUUUUCAACCCAGUGUGCCUCCUUAUCCUGGAGACACCUCUGCAAGUUUUCCACCCAGUGUGCCUCCUUAUCCUGGAUACACCCCUACAAGUUUUCAACCCAGUGUGCCUCCUUAUCCUGGACACUCUAAACCUGUCAGCACAGCUCCACCUGCUGCAAGUCCUACUUAUGAUAGCCAGGUAGGAGGCAUUACAAAUGUUCUGAUCACAACAGAAUUGACUAAUAUUAAACUGCUUGGUCAGUUGUGUUUUUCUUAUCAUUUUGAGUUCUUGUUGACCCCCUUAUACGGUUAAAACUUAAAAAUAAACUAUAUCUUAGUAUAUCCACCAUGAUAGAAUGUUCUUGACCCUUGACUCCCUGAGGCAUACUCUCAGAAUCUAACUUCUGGUUUAAUUUACUAUGGAAAUUGGAACUUCUUGUUUCAGUAGCUAUUAUUGCAUAUAUGCUUCUCGAGUAAACUAAUAAGAGACUAAAAUUAUAUGUUCUCAACAGCUUUGCCCCGUUUGUGUUAGUAACUCGAGCAACAUGGCAUUCGGCUGUGGGCAUCAGGCCUGUGAAGAGUGCUCAAGAGGUCUCCCAACAUGCCCUGUUUGUCAAAGCACAAUCCAAACGAGGAUAAAGCUCUCCUUCUAAUUUUUUUUUUUUUUUUUUUAAAGAAUCUCUUUGCUCGUAUGCUUUGUAAUUCAUUAUCAAAAUGACGUAAACAGUGAUUGAUGUGUUUGCAUUCGGUAUCGAGUGAUGGCGUUCUCCUUUGUACAUUAUUUUUUUGGUCUAAGAUAUAUCUUGUUCAUUUCU